Perognathus longimembris pacificus (Pacific pocket mouse) is the source of this 2055-nucleotide messenger RNA. RefSeq names its product phenylalanine hydroxylase (gene Pah). The coding region runs from base 149 to 1510 and encodes 453 amino acids. Lineage: Eukaryota; Metazoa; Chordata; Mammalia; Rodentia; Heteromyidae. The transcript has 13 exons. Gene Ontology annotation, molecular function: iron ion binding; phenylalanine 4-monooxygenase activity. The record is from RefSeq and is a predicted model, not a curated record. Gene Ontology annotation, biological process: L-phenylalanine catabolic process; L-tyrosine biosynthetic process.
CCUGUUACGCCUGCCUGGGGGACACACCUUUUGGAACCUUCUCUUGUCCUCUGCAAUGCCAGGUUAAAACGCUCAACCCCACAUACUGGGUACAGACCUGUCCGUUUCUGCUGCUUAGAGGAAGAGACCUCAUUUGCUGGGGGUCAGCAUGUCGGCUGCGGUCUUGGAGAAUCGAGCCUUCUUCGGCCGGAAGCUUUCUGAUUUUGGACAGGAAACAAGCUAUAUUGAAGACAACUCCAAUCAAAAUGGUGCCAUAUCACUGAUAUUUUCUCUCAAAGAAGAAGUUGGUGCCCUGGCUAAAGUCUUGCGCUUAUUUGAAGAGAAUGAUAUUAACCUAACUCACAUUGAAUCCCGACCUUCUCGUUUAAACAAAGAUGAGUAUGAAUUUUUCACCAAUCUGGAUAAACACAGUGUGCCUGCUCUAGCCAGUAUCCUCAAGAUUCUGAGGCAUGACAUUGGUGCCACUGUUCAUGAGCUUUCUCGAGAUAAGGAGAAGGAUACAGUGCCCUGGUUUCCAAGGACCAUUCAAGAGCUCGACAGAUUCGCCAAUCAGAUUCUCAGCUAUGGAGCCGAACUGGACGCUGACCACCCUGGGUUUAAAGAUCCUGUGUAUCGAGCGAGACGGAAGCAGUUUGCUGACAUUGCCUAUGCUUAUCGCCAUGGACAGCCCAUCCCACGGGUAGAAUACACAGAGGAGGAGAAGAAGACAUGGGGGACGGUGUUCAGGACCUUGAAGUCCUUGUAUAAGACCCAUGCUUGCUACGAGCACAAUCACAUUUUUCCGCUUCUGGAAAAGUACUGUGGCUUCCGUGAAGAUAACAUUCCCCAGCUGGAAGAUGUUUCUCAAUUCCUGCAGACUUGUACUGGUUUCCGUCUCCGACCUGUGGCUGGCCUUCUGUCCUCACGAGAUUUCUUGGGUGGCCUGGCUUUCCGAGUCUUCCACUGCACACAAUACAUCAGACAUGGCUCCAAGCCCAUGUACACGCCUGAACCUGACAUCUGCCAUGAGCUCUUGGGACAUGUGCCUUUGUUUUCGGAUCGCAGCUUUGCCCAAUUUUCCCAGGAGAUCGGCCUGGCUUCUCUGGGAGCACCUGAUGAGUACAUUGAAAAGCUCGCUACGAUUUACUGGUUUACUGUGGAAUUUGGGCUCUGCAAGCAAGGAGACUCCAUAAAGGCUUAUGGUGCUGGGCUCCUGUCAUCCUUUGGUGAAUUGCAGUACUGCUUGUCAGACAAACCAAAGCUCCUCCCCUUGGAGCUAGAGAAGACAGCUGUCCAAGAGUACACUGUCACAGAGUUCCAACCCAUCUACUAUGUGGCUGAGAGCUUCAGUGAUGCCAAGGAGAAAGUGAGAAACUUUGCUGCCACAAUCCCUCGGCCCUUCUCCGUUCGCUAUGACCCAUAUACCCAAAGAGUUGAGGUGUUGGACAAUACCCAGCAGCUGAAGAUUUUGGCUGAUUCCAUCAACAGUGAAGUUGGAAUCCUUUGCAAUGCUCUCCAGAAAAUAAAAUAAAUUCAGCAACAGAACUUGAUCUUACAGCUGAGAAUCUUCAGAUAGAAAUCUAACUACUUCUUGUGUCUGUAAAAAUUCGGACAGAAAAAUCUUGCAUUGAAAUAUCAGCUUUAAGUCCUUUCUGGAACAAAAUGAAAGGUCACCAAAUGAAUCAAAAUAAUCCAAAGUAACAGUCUAUUAAUAUUUAACCAGAGCAUAAUGGUGGGUAUUUUAGUCAGCCUUGAUUUAGAGAUGAGAAUCUCAUACUCUCAAUGUAGUCAUAAUUGUAAUCAUUCACAUUUCAGAUUAAUUAAAAUUUGUGAAGCAUUAUAUAUGCUCUUAUUAUCUUCUACAAAAAUUCCUAAUAGAACAUAUAAGAUUAAAUGUGAAACACUUGAUACUCAUUGGACUUGAACUUUGUGGUUUACUCAAAUUCUAAGAAGUUCAAUUUCUAUUUGCAUUAACUGUGAUUCCAAUUACUGCUUUGCUAUUGUGCCUAUGUAAAUCUCAUUUAAUUUAAGAACCAUUAAAAUAGUUGCAAACAAUAAAGUUUUAUAACAUUAUAU